GCCUGGGAGAGAUUGUGCCCGCUAUUCCCUCUCUCUCUCGUCCUCUCCUACUGAGCCUGCUUCUUAUCCUUCACCUUUCAUCUUGUUCUUGCGGGAGUCCUGAAGGAUUUCUCUCCUCUGAAGCAUCCUCAAGGCCAGUAAAGACACCUGGAGACCAAGGCGACAGCGAGAGAGAGAGAGAGGCAUCGAGGGUCACGUUCCUCCCAGCACAACAUAGCUCUACCUCGGCCCCCUACCCUGCCUCCUUCCUUCUCCCCUGCACGUGUAAGGGUCGCUGGUGAUGGCGCGAGCGUGGGUGUGGGCGUGGCGUUGCUUGUGGGGGAUUUCUCUGCUGGCUUCUGCAUUUGCUCAAGAACUUGAUAAUGAGAAUUCGGUCUUGGCCGUGUACAUGGAGUCAAUGCUACUGGCUGGCACUCGGGGCGAAACUCAGCAGGUGAUAGAGAAGGCAGUAGCAGACAACAUUGGAGUGAUAAAGAGGGGGUCAGUGAGGGUGGAGAUGGUGGACACACUGAACGAGACGAUGGCGGAUGAUGUGACGGCAGUGCUGACCCUCGCCUCCUGCCCCGCCACUCAGGAAUGGGGCAUGAAACUAGCGGAUAAUCAGAAGCUCCAUAUUGCUCUUACCGAAUCUGGAUGUGGGAGGAUCAAUCGAGGCACUGCCAUCACGGUUCCUAUCACGAACGGUGCUAAUGACCUCGCUCAGGUGUUCAAAGACAUGAGGAGCCACGAAACGCUCACCUGGGACGACAUCACGGUGAUCCACGACGACAGCAUGAAUAAUUUGGAGAUACAGAGAAUCGUCAACCUGUUAGCGGAGGAGACCCCGAUGGUCAAGGAGACAGCCAUCACAUUGUUAGACCUGUCAGCAGUGCCCUCCACCAUGCAGCGGAGGAAGAUGUUCUCCGCUUUCCAGCCCCGAGCCGGCGAGCCCAAGGAGAAGCAGUUCCUGGUCAUCUGUUACAAGGACGCCCUGGCCGAGAUACAGGACAUGGCUCGGUCGCUCGACCUAAUGGGCCCCAAGAACCAGUGGCUGUUCGCGGUGCCCGACACUCACUCGCUGAAGUAUGACAUGUACGCCUUCCUCGCCAACAUGAAGGACGGAGACAACUUGGCCUUUGUGUAUAACAUGUCCGACAUGAAUCCCACCGACUCCUGCCAGAAUGGGCCUGACUGCUACAUUCGUCUGCUUAUCGCUAACUACAUGACAGCCACAUCGGAGGUGCUCGUGCAGGAGUACGACAAUUUCCUUCAGGUGUCGGAGGAGGAGUGGGAAGAGGUGAAGCCGUCGCCAGGUGCUCGAGCUAGCAAGAUCGUGAACAUUAUGAAGAUGGCGAUGAAGGAGAAUAACGAGUGCUCCAAGUGUACCGAGUGGGGCGUGCAGGCCGUGGAGACGAAGGAUGUAGAUAGUUUUGAGUUGCUAAAUGUAGCGGACUGGUCUCCCUUGGACGGCCUGAUGCUGUACGAUGACCUCUUCCCACACGUCACAGGAGGGUUCAGGGGACGCACCAUUACCGUGACCUCCGUGCAUUACCCGCCGUGGCAGAUUUUCGUAAAGGACUCCUCCGGACGGGUAGAGGAAGAGGGGCUCAUGUUCGAGGUGCUGAAGGAAAUGGGCUCUAAACUCAAUUUUACAUACGUGGUAAGACCUCCACCUGACGGCCAGUGGGGUGUCAUGGACGGUAGCGGCAACUGGAAUGGCAUGAUGAAGAUGGUGCAGGACAAGGAGGUGAUGAUGGGCGUGGCAGCCUUCACAGUGUCAGACAAGAGGAUGAGGGCAGUUAACUUCACGUCUGCCAUUGACCUUCAGCCCUACACCUUCAUGAUCGCCCGCCCCCAGGAGCUGUCCAGGGUCAUGCUGUUCAUGGAGCCCUUCGCUAAUGACACGUGGAUUCUUAUCGCCAUCACCGUUGCUAUCAUGGGUCCUAUCCUGUUCUUCAUCAACCGCAGCUCGCCCUACUACACUUACUACGACCUGUACGACGGCAAGGGUCUGUUCAAGCUACACAACUGUUCCUGGUAUGUCUACGGUGCCAUCCUGCAGCAGGGCGGCACCAAACUUCCCCUCAGCAAUUCAGGUCGCUUAGUGGUCGGGUUCUGGUGGAUCUUCGUGUUAAUCGUCGUCACCACGUACUCAGGGAAUCUCGUGGCCUUCCUCACCUUCCCGCAGAUCGAGAACCCGGUCAACACCCUAAACGACCUGCUCAAGUUGAAGGACACCAUGAGCUGGGGCUACAUCGGCGGUACCAUUCUUCAGGAGUACUUCACGGACGCAGAGGGCAAGUUCCUGAAGGUGGGUGAGGAUGCGGAGAAGCACGAAGAUUCCAAGAGGGCCGAGCUGUACAACCGGGUGCGCUACACAGAUCACGCCUUCUUAGAGUGGAAGACCAACCUUCUCUUCAUCAUGCAGGACGAGCUCUUUGCCACCGACACCUGUGACUUUUCCUUGGGACGCGAGGAGUUUUACCAUGAGAGUGUCGCCAUGACUGUGCCUAAGGAUAGCCCUUAUCUGGACCACUUCAACGCUCAGCUGAAGAAGAUGAAAGUGGGAGGACUGAUACAGAAAUGGAAGCAGGAUUACUGGCCCAAGAAGAACAAGUGCUCCACCACAGCCUACGGCGGAGGGGACGCCACCAGGACCGUCUCCCUCUCUGACAUGCAAGGCUCAUUCUUCCUACUGUUUAUAGGGUUCGUGCUCGCCGCCGUCAUCAUCACCGGAGAGUGCAUUAUGCGGAGCUUCGUCGGUAAAAGCGAGCCCGGCUCCCGCUCCAGCACGGGGACGCUGGUCAAGCCGUUCAUGGCUUAGAGACCUUGAAUUCCUGCAGAACAUGUUGUCCUUUACUCUACGCUCUUCCUCCUCCAAGCCGUCCUCCCCAGACUCCAACUCCUACUUUUCUUCCCAUUUCGCCCCAUCUCUUGGCACAGCACCCGCCGCCCCAGCCUCUCCCUGCCCACUGUGCCGCCGCCUGAUCUCCUGCACUUCACCACCCCGCCAGUUAUCGACGAGUACCUGGUGCCGCCUCCCAUCACAACCCAGCGCCAGUCACUCUGCACGCCCACCCGCCCACACCACUCGCCGCGCCGCUCACUCCCCAUUCACAUCACCCUUCCUCACGACCUCGACUCCCCCACCACGCCGCCCCCCUCCCCAUCACCUGAGUCCAGCUUGAUGCUUUUCGAGUGAGAUUCCCGCUGACCACUACCACCACCAGUGCCUCCGUCUGUAACUGAUCCUGUGACACUUACGCUGCUUGUGUAAUGUUGUUACUGUAUUGCACGCUAUUCCCUGUACCCUGCCACGCUAUGUCCCUGCAUUCUACCACUCUAAGACACUAUUUUGCUGCAAUACGCCCUUAAGUUUCACACUAGACAGGGUUUUUUUUUUUCUUUUAUAGAGACUCUAUACCUGUCUUGAUGUGUUGGUGACUCAAUUGUCUGCAGAAUAGUGAUAUUAGUCUCACGAAGUUUUUUAGGUUCCGCAAGAUUAGGAUAGACACACAUCGGAAAAACAAAAGUUCAAACAUGCCUAGAUAUACUAUUACUCAGGAAGAUUAUAAAGCAAUGCUCAUAAUACAUGUCCAGCCUACCAGUUGCUUCAUUACUCAUCAUAGUUUUGGAUUGUGUAAGUGAAGAUCUUUGCGUCAGCCAUGUUGUCCAUCAAGCAAGGCCGUCCACUGUCUUGAGGGUGGGAGUAGUAAGUAACGUCAGAAAGACAGCAGUGCCAGAUGGUAACAUUUUACGCCACGACGUCAGGACAACCAGCCAGAAGCCAUCUAAGUGCAUUGACAUAAAGGCCAUAGCAUUAGCAAUGAUACAAGAAGGCCUACAAUAGGAUACAAUAGGCCUACAAGUGGCAGUCCCAGUCAGUAUGUAGUCCCUUUAUGUGGCAUGUUUGCUUCACUCGCUUUUCUUCUGCACAGCUUCCCUCGCUCCUACACGGUCCUGUUACCACGUCACCGUGACACACACUUCGUGAUGCUCACUCGCCUCACUCAAAGCACAACUAACGCACAACUACUACAUUUCCCGCCUAUCACCUCGAUUCACGCCUCGACCCACCUUUCCCUGCCAACCACCCCACCCCGUAUACACUGCUACCCUCAAUUGGCUCAGUCUCUGUGUGCUGUUACCUACACCCUCUCCGUGGUCUAUCCACGGUCAGCUGGUCACAAGAGUCUUGGGGCAGUGGACGGCCCUUCCCUGUGUGGGCGCGGCGCCACUUAGUGCUGUAGUUGCCGCUUCACUUUAACCUUGCAAUAUAGGAAACAAUAGAUGGUAAAUGUAACCAUAUUUUACUACAAUACCUAUUAUAUAUAGAAAUUAUAUGCCAUGUAUAGAACUUAGAGUAUUGUUAUAGUGAUGCGAGAGGCAGUACUGUGCACUGUGUCUAGUCAAGAGUGAUUCAUAGAGAAUAGUACGUAACGAAAACUGUCAUUGUCUGUUUGAUCGUCUUUUGUGUUAUGGGAAGGUUGUGCUCAAUCCUUCCUUCACCUUCUGGACAGGAAGGCUUCUGCUGGACACGUGCCUGGCUAUCUGCCACGAGGCUUGAACAUUUCCAUUUUUCAAUUUAUCGAAUACAUUAUCAUUUUGAGACCUUGAGUUAACUUUUAUAUACAUGUACAAACUGUGGUUUUUUUUCUUUUAAUUUAGUUUUACUUUGAAUUCCAAUGUUUUAAGUAACGCCCUUGCUUUCAUCCCGUCUCGAGCCCCCAAUGGGGCGCCACACGCCACCAGUGUAUGGCGUCGUGAAGACAGUAGAGGCAGUAGUGAGCUCACACCUACACAGAGAUUAUAUAACGCUCAUGUUGAUGUUCAUGUUUGGGUGAACUGUCCAGAGUGUUCGGCAACACCCACAACACUCGCCAGCCCUCCGCUACGCACGGGCUGCUCAGACUGCACCCUUCCAAAUACUAUUUUUUUUUCUGGAAUUUGCUCACUAUAUAUACGUAAAUAAUAAAUGAAAAUA
Messenger RNA from Portunus trituberculatus (swimming crab), 4963 nucleotides. Its product is annotated as ionotropic receptor 93a-like. Gene Ontology annotation, cellular component: membrane. The record is from RefSeq and is a predicted model, not a curated record. Gene Ontology annotation, molecular function: glutamate-gated receptor activity. Gene Ontology annotation, biological process: monoatomic ion transport. NCBI's taxonomy places the organism in Eukaryota, Metazoa, Arthropoda, Malacostraca, Decapoda, Portunidae.